GGGUUCUUGAAAUUAGGGUUCUUGAGGGAUGAAUCCCUUGACGCAGGUGAAGAAUCUCCAGAAGAUCACUGCGCGGGAGAGUGCGUCUGGGAUCGCCGAGUCUGCAUCCUGGCACGCCGAGUACAAGGAUUCGGCCUACAUUUUCUUUGGCGGGCUAGCCUACGAGCUCAACGAGGGCGAUAUUCUUGCGGUGUUUGCACAGUACGGCGAAGUUGUCGAUGUGAAUUUAAUUCGCGACAAAGGUACCGGGAAAUCAAAGGGCUAUGGAUUUCUCGCGUACGAAGAUCAACGAAGCACCACACUUGCCGUGGAUAAUCUGAAUGGAGCUCAAGUCGCUGGACGCACGCUGCGUGUGGAUCAUGUGAGAAAGUAUCGGAAGAAAGAAGAGGAAGACGAGGAAGAGCGGCAGAGGAAACGAGAAGAAAACGGUGUUUGCUACGAGUUCCAGCGCGGAAGCUGUAGCCGGGGUGAUUCCUGCAAGUUCUCACACGACGAAAACAGGAACAAGAACACUGGAUGGGGAGCGGACGACGAGACAAAGUGGAAACACGAUCGACACGACGAGUCGAGAGGUGAAAGGCCUCGGUUAGAGUCUCGGAAGAGAUCUCCGAGAAGGGAGAGCCGUGUUGAUGAUGAUGGCAGGCGAUUAAGAGACAAUGAUAGAAGGAGAUGACACUCCCAAAACAAUAGGAACUCAAGAAUUUUGUUUUCCUUUUAAAUAAGUUAAAAUAGAGGAUUUAUUGAUGUUUAACUGAUUCUAAAAAGCUUUAAUUUUUUAAAACAUAACAAUUA
Messenger RNA from Selaginella moellendorffii, 792 nucleotides. Its product is annotated as zinc finger CCCH domain-containing protein 25. Gene Ontology annotation, molecular function: metal ion binding; RNA binding. The record is from RefSeq and is a predicted model, not a curated record. Gene Ontology annotation, biological process: mRNA splicing, via spliceosome. The coding region runs from base 29 to 673 and encodes 214 amino acids. Gene Ontology annotation, cellular component: precatalytic spliceosome; catalytic step 2 spliceosome; U2 snRNP. NCBI's taxonomy places the organism in Eukaryota, Viridiplantae, Streptophyta, Lycopodiopsida, Selaginellales, Selaginellaceae. The transcript has 4 exons.